GCAUUUUCGGUUGCAAUUACUUUGCGGGCGCGGGCGCGAGCCGGCAUAAGACUAGUACGGCAUGCUCACGACUGUCUCUGUGUUUUACCUCGAGACAUGGAAGUUCGCGGCCAACUUCGUCAAUAAAGGCGCGACGGAAGUGGUGCUCGACGGCUGGAUUAUUUCUGUCAUUCUAAGGCUAAUCUUCUUCUGGCUCGAUAAGCUCCGUAGACGUCUGUGGUGGCUGCCCUGGCUCAACAAGCAUGGCGCGUUCAGCGUUCUUCUUGCUGCGGUUAUUCAUCUGCACGGGCGGCUCAGACGUACUUAG
Molecule: messenger RNA, 307 nt
Organism: Phanerochaete carnosa HHB-10118-sp
Lineage: Eukaryota; Fungi; Basidiomycota; Agaricomycetes; Polyporales; Phanerochaetaceae
Exons: 3
Coding region: 62-307 (81 amino acids)
Source: RefSeq, a predicted model, not a curated record